AUUCAUCAAAGAGCACGACGCGCAAUAUAGCGGCUUCUACAAGUAAAUCAGACCUGCGCUACAAUGUCCGUCUCUCAAGAGACGGCCAGCGCUGGCUCUCGUGCUGCACGUGAACUGGGCGAUCUCCUCGCCAGUAUCGAAGUACGCGCGGACUGGCCUGUUGUUGAAACUACGGCUCAAACUCUUGCAAAUGCAUUGCGAAAUCGAGAAGGUUCAGUUGACGAACAUACAACACUGGGAAAGACUCUGUUGCCACAGACUCUUACCUCUCUUCUCAAGGUCGCACUUGAAGGCUCUCGAGUUCCGGAUGAUGCGCAUGCAGCAGCUGUCUUGGAACUCCUCCGAGUUGGUGCAAAUUUAUGCAUGGACCACAACGAGAAUCGCGGUCAUCUUCUGGACUCCGGAUUUCCUCAAUUAGUUGUUUCGCUAUUAGAGGGCUAUGCUGAAUAUCUCCCCGAAAUACCCUCAUACGAGCCUUUUUCCCUUUCAAACGCGCACCUGAAAAUAAUCAAGACUGCGGUGGGAGCCCUUCUGAAUCUUAGUCUGGGAUAUGAGCCUAUACAGACUCGACUCAUUUCUCUCGAAACUCCUGUGACACUUCUGCGUCUCUCCAUUGCACUCUAUCCGCCUGGAACAUGGCUUUCAGUAAAGGAAACUGGCCCCGGUUCUAUAGAUGCGGAAAGCUGGACACUAAGAAAGGGAAUCACGGAAUGGUCCUGGAGGGCCAUCUCCGGAUUGAAAGAUAAUCAAGUGCAGCAGCCACUCUUUGGACCUGAGUCACUACCUCACCUCGUGGUUCCCCUAAAGGCUUUCCUGCCACCGUUCCCAGUACCGACCAACUCCUUAUAUUCCGAUAUAACGACUCGAAAGGCAUUGCUAGCAACUGACGUGGAAGUACUGGAAGAGGCUUGCGAGCUUAUAGAGACGCUGACGAUGGACAUUGAAGACGUUCGGCUUGCUCUUGCACGUGGCAUGGCCUACAACGAACAGCCACCGUGUUUAGCGCUCAUGCUCGACUUUAUCGAGUCAGCAGAAUACGCGACCGGCUGGCAAGACUCCGGGAUACCUCAAGAGGAAGUGGUCCGGUGGAAACACGCCCUUGACCUCUGCAAAACUGCGAUCAUUAGAUCAGUUGUGGAGAUCUCAGGUGAAGAAGACAAUCUAGAUGUCUUAUGGGACGACGCAAUGCCACAAAACGGGUUUGUCUCGCGUCUGAUAAAAUGGCUGCAGCCUACACAGGAUACCAGCCCAGGACAAGUGCAUGAUGACCUUGUGAUCUGUGGAACUCUCAGCCUUGGCAACUUGGUACGACGAGAGAAUAACUCAAUUGCGCUUGUAAAUGCGCCCAUAUCAAUUACACCACAUCUCGUUAAAUAUUUAGCGCCGGCAACUGACCUCAAGGUGAAGCACGGUGUCAUUGGGCUUCUGAAGCAUCUCGCCCAGAGUUCUCCGAAUCGGAAGGUUCUUGGUGAAGCGCACGUAAUCGAAUCACUGCGGUCUUGUGAAGUGUUCAGCGAGAACGCGGACAUUGCAGAGAUUGUUCAGAUGUCUGCAAUCAAUCUUGCAAAACAUCUGUGCACUCAUAACGUGGGGAACGCUAUUAUUUGUGUUUUGGAUGGAGCCGAUAGCCAGUCGUCUGUGUCGUGCCUCAGCCAGAUCCUUGCUCUUUCACAACGGUCGGACUCUGUGCCUGUCAAGAGCGAAGGUGCCCGUGUACUGGUUAAUAUAGUCAAGUCUCUCUGCUCGAGCACAGGGGACUUGAAUGAACCCCGUAGGAAAGCUGCAAUCAAAGCCGUGACAAAUGCCGAGUCCGCCACCACAUUGGCACGUCUGCUUGGGCGAAGCAAGAAACAUGUCAUUCUUCUAAACGAAUCCAUCGUGUCCAUGUGCCUUUUGGCGCUCCAGUCUGGAGGAGCCCUCCUCGUGCUUGAUGCAGUUGUUGCUAACUUGCCGAAAGAAAUUCCUCCACCGUCAAGACAAAACAGUCUCAACAGCGAAUCUGUGCCUUCUUCCGGAGGUACACCUUCUGCACCGGUUACCGCUCCUAAGACUGCACUUGAGGUACUAGUCUCAAUCUUGCAGAAUCUUGAAGGAAGGAUUCCUGCGGAAUUGCGUGCCAACCUCUGCCAGCUCCUUGGGGAGAUUGGCCGCGACAGUCUUAAGACUGAAUCGCUUGAGCACCACGAGAAAGUCGAGCAGGUGCGCCAAGCGUCACGCGACAUGCUGCAGUCGUUAAAGGGCAGCCCUGAUUCCCUCGCGCUGAGCGCCGCAGCUGGCAAGGCUCUUGACAGCUGGUGAGGUGAAAGUCAGGUUGGAAGGCAUCGGAAGGACGAGUAUCUGACACGACAAUCUAAGGAUAUUUGUUUACAUCUCGUUUCGUUCAUGUGUAUCGUGCGUGCUUCACCGUAUUUUUAGUCCUGUGUGUACUUGUGAAUGUAUGCUAUGGAUAGUGUUCUUUGCUUGUUAUCUUAAGGUUUGGAGCAUUGGUUUUGCUCACC
Fomitiporia mediterranea MF3/22 is the source of this 2498-nucleotide messenger RNA. RefSeq lists its product as uncharacterized. Gene Ontology annotation, molecular function: protein binding; guanyl-nucleotide exchange factor activity. NCBI's taxonomy places the organism in Eukaryota, Fungi, Basidiomycota, Agaricomycetes, Hymenochaetales, Hymenochaetaceae. Gene Ontology annotation, cellular component: cytosol. The transcript is spliced from 8 exons. The record is from RefSeq and is a predicted model, not a curated record. Bases 64 to 2298 code for a protein of 744 amino acids. Gene Ontology annotation, biological process: positive regulation of GTPase activity.